Messenger RNA from Pseudoliparis swirei, 1283 nucleotides. Its product is annotated as triadin-like. The record is from RefSeq and is a predicted model, not a curated record. Gene Ontology annotation, molecular function: signaling receptor binding. The transcript has 7 exons. Gene Ontology annotation, cellular component: membrane; sarcoplasmic reticulum. NCBI's taxonomy places the organism in Eukaryota, Metazoa, Chordata, Actinopteri, Perciformes, Liparidae. Bases 403 to 882 code for a protein of 159 amino acids.
CUCCCCGUGUCUCUCUUCCUGUCUCACUCUCUUUGUCUCACUCUGUCCAGCGGAUAACCAGCCAGACACCUCAAUCAUCAGAAACUUUCACUCAAGUCUCAAAUCUUCAAGAAGAAAUUUGAUAUUAGAGAUAUACAAACAGUUGUUGACUUGAUUUCCUUCAAUUGUUGUUCCUGUGCUGAAGGUUUUUUGAGUGUAUUUUUAGAACCUGCUGCGGUGCUCUUUGUACGUCGCCUCCGUCGUCUUUUUCCGUCACAAUCAUCCGGGGGCCAAAGAGGAUUUAACGAAGGAGUUGCUUGCGCGUUUCCAUGGUGACGGUGCACUUCCCGGAGCCUUUGAAGGACUGAAGGUUAUCACUGAACAUCCGGCAAAAUCUCAAAGCCCAAGCCCUCUUCAAAAACAAUGAGCAGUCAAAACAACGACCGGGGGGCGGACCCUCCAGCUCGGACCAAGCAGAAGACGCUUUUGGAUGAUGUCAUUUUGACCUUUAGUUCGCCGAUGGCCUGGCUGCUGGUCGUGGCUCUGCUCAUCACGUGGUUUGGAGUCGCCAUCGUUCUCUUUGAUCUCCUCAACUAUAAAGCGCUGACAGAGUUCACAUCAUACUGUGACGACCCGGUGUGUUUAUCUUCUGGAGUGAGGGACCGCAGCGCGAGUAUAGGUCUCCCGCCGCCCUCCGCCAUCGCAAAGAGAGCUUUGAGGUUUAGAGCUGGUUUUCGUCCGAUGAAAUCGAGCCCCGCUGACGUCCCGUCUCAGGAGAGCACUGAUUGGUUGGGGAUGAUAUGGACCUUUGCAGCAAACUUGGUAGCUCCUGAUGAUGAGGAGGAGGAAGGUAUUCACCAGCUAACUGAACCCCUCACAUCUUUCCACUCUGAGGAGCUGUGAAGACGAGGAGGAGAGAGGAAGAGGAGGUCUGGCUGGGGAGGAGAGGAAACAGAGGGAGGAGAAGGAUCUACAGUGAAUUGUUUCUUUCUGUUUGUCUCUUGUUCACUGGAAUUUGACGAUUUAAAAACCUAUGAUUAAAUUCUGAAACCUUGAAAUAGUGUAAUAAAAAACAUAUCUGUAUUCUGCACAUUCUUUAAAUUUCUCUUUAAAAAUAAAAUAAUAUUUGAAAACAGUUUGACAGAAGGGUCAUUGCAAUGUUUCUCUGAGUUCUUCAUAACUUAAAAGCUGCAUCUUGUAAAAAUGUUGCGAAAGAUCAUUUAUAAAAAUGAAAUUCAACACAAGUACAAAAGUAAAAAUCUGUUUUUACACAAUCAUGAUAAUAAAAAAGAUCAUCUGACUUA